UAAAGGUGGUUCGGAGCUCCAAGGGAUUGAAAACGCCAAUCACGUAGUGAUCCAAUUAUAGUGUGUCGGCGCUUUGGUGCGAUGUAUUUUGGAAUCAUGAGCGGCCUGGACAACGCGGCGCCGGCGCCGCUGUUUGCAUCCCCAUCCAAACGGGGCAUGCACCACACACCGACGCCUUUUACAACGACCGAGACUCGUUUCAAGUGGCAAAACUCCAAUGCAAACACAGAUGCGCUGUACAAACUCCCGGGAACACUGGGGGGCGAUGCGAAGAGCUUUGGCACAAGCACCCGUGACGAUUGGGACCGGCAAAAGAAGCCUGGCAGUGGGCUGGGUGCGUAUGAAGCCCCCAAGUCAUGCGGUAAGCAAGUGUCUUCGAUGAACCGAACGGCGUCCGAGCUGUCGUUCAACGUCGCGGCGCGCACCCCCCUCCGAGACAAUGCAACUCCGUCCCCUGGCCCGAUUUAUAACAUGCCGUGUGCCUUCGACAACAAGGUCACGAACGCCUUUUCCAUGGGCUCGUCCAAGCGCCCAGGUCUCCACGCGAGCCUGAUUGGUCCUGGGCCCACGACUGCUGAGCCCGGCCCAGGCACACCGCCCAAGUAUGCAUCGCCCUGCGUGAACUCGACGUUUGGAUCGGAGAAGCGCAUGCGACCAUCGACAGUCGUCAAGACGCCAGGGCCAGUCUAUGACGUCGAGUGCACUGGGUUUCAAACGGGACCCAAGACGUCGUUCAGUGUCUCGCGGCGGUUUUGAUCGUAUAAUUGCACCAAACAACCUGGAACUCCCUGCGUUCUUGCAUGGAGCAUCAUGGCUACAACC
Messenger RNA from Aphanomyces invadans, 822 nucleotides. RefSeq lists its product as hypothetical. The record is from RefSeq and is a predicted model, not a curated record. Bases 82 to 756 code for a protein of 224 amino acids. Lineage: Eukaryota; Oomycota; Saprolegniomycetes; Saprolegniales; Verrucalvaceae. The transcript is spliced from 3 exons.